AUGGCGGCGUCCAGUGAAAAAACAUGGACCGAGCUUCCAGUAAAACUUAGUGCUCAUGUGACUGAUACGCUGACAGAUCUGAAAUUCAAAUAUAUGACGCCUGUUCAGGCUGCUUGUAUACCAGCUUUUAUGGGAAACAAGGAUGUAGCCGUUGAAGCAGUAACAGGAAGUGGUAAAACCUUGGCAUUUCUCAUACCUGUAUUGGAGUUGUUACUAAAAAGAACAGAAAGGCUUAAAAAAAGAGAGAUCGGUGCUAUAAUCAUCACACCUACAAGGGAGCUAGCUCUACAAAUAGAUGAAGUAUUAUCAGAAUUUGUUAAACGGAUUCCCAAAUUGAAGACAUUGUUGUUGAUAGGAGGAACAAAUCCAAUAAUAGAUGUCAAUAAAUUCUUAGAUAUAGGUGGUAAUAUAAUAACCGCAACUCCCGGUCGGUUGGUAGAUUUAUUCCAUCGAAAGCAGGAUGGUAUAGAUUUGGCAUCUUAUGUACGAACUUUGGAAGUAUUGGUGUUGGAUGAAGCAGACAAACUACUAGACUUAGGAUUUGAAAACAGUAUUAAUGAAAUAUUAAGUUAUAUGCCAAAACAAAGACGGACUGGUUUAUUUUCGGCAACACAGACUGACGAAGUUGAGAAACUGAUCCGUGCUGGGCUGAGAAACCCAGUUAGAAUCACUGUAAAAGAGAAACAAACAAAAUCACAGGUAAUGCAAUUCUUUGAGUCUAUCACAUUUUCCCCAAAUUUUAGGGUUACACAAAGAACACCAUUUUUAUUAAAAAAUUACUACUGGAGUGGUGUCAUGGUGUGUACAGAUGUCAUGGCCAGGGGUAUUGAUAUAUUGGAUGUUGAAUGGGUGAUACAGUAUGACCCGCCGACGUCAGCCACUGCAUUUGUGCAUCGCUGUGGCAGGACUGCUAGAAUUGGUAAAGCUGGCAAUGCUUUGGUGUUAUUGACUCCCAAUGAAGACACGUACAUAGAAUUUAUUGCUAUUAACCAGCGGGUUCCUCUUCAGAAAUGCGAUGCCUUGGAAGAUUUAGAAGUUGUUGAUGUUUUAGAAAUAUUAAAAAAAAUGUCAAUGAAAGAUAGGGCAGUUUUUGAGAAAGGCACGCGAGCGUUUGUGUCUUUUGUACAGUUCUACUCAAAACAUGAAUGCAAACUUAUAUUCAGGGUCAAAGACCUUGAUUUUGGUAGGCUAGCUAGGGGGUUUGCUCUUCUAAAGCUCCCCAAAAUGCCUGAGUUAAAGGGUAAGAAUGUGAGUGGAUUUCAGUCGGUCGAUAUGGAUUACAAUUUACUUAAAUACCAAUUCAAUGGUAAAAAUAAGGAGUGCCAAGUUCAAGAACAAUCUGUACCAUGGUCAAAACAGAAAGAGAAAAAAAAGAAGAAACAAGAACGAAAAUUAAAAAAAGAAAGAAAAAGAAAACAUCAGUUUGAUGACGAAGACUUGAAUGAUCUCUCAAAAGAUAUAAGAUUAAUGAAGAAACUAAAAUCUGGCAAGAUUUCCAAAGAGCAGUUUGAUGAACAGUUUGAAGAAACGAACAAAGAAUAAUUAUAUAUUUGAUUUUAAAUUAUACCAUCCCUGAUCAUGUAUAUGUAUACAGAUUUUAUUAUUUUAAAUAAAAGC
This is a messenger RNA of Saccoglossus kowalevskii, 1617 nucleotides long. Its product is annotated as ATP-dependent RNA helicase DDX55-like. NCBI's taxonomy places the organism in Eukaryota, Metazoa, Hemichordata, Enteropneusta, Harrimaniidae. Gene Ontology annotation, molecular function: ATP binding; nucleic acid binding. The record is from RefSeq and is a predicted model, not a curated record.